UCACGUCAUGCAAACAACCUUCAUAUUUACGACAGUUGCUCGUUUUGCGGCACAAAUUAUCCGGAAGUGAACGCUUCAUCUUGAUUCAGAGCCAAAAGUAGGCGUUACUUAUUAGUCAUAUUCAGGUGAUUAUUUUGGCGCCGUGACGCGUUUUGGGGACGUGUCUUAUAUUCUUUGUCCACCCAAGCGUGCAGAGGACCUCCUAAACUUCCAUACUCAUCUCAGAAGAACCAAUACCAGUGAGGAUGCCUCCCAUCGGUGCCCCUCCCCCUGUCAACCCUGCCAGUAAGGUGGAGCUGCGUGUGUCGUGUGCCAGCCUGCUGGAUAAGGACGCCCUCUCCAAGUCUGACCCCAUCUGUCGGCUCAAGAUGUUCCAAGGAGGGCACUGGUAUGAGACUGGCAGGACAGAGCACAUCAUGAACACACUGAACCCCACCUUCGCCAGGCCCUUCACGGUGGACUACUACUUUGAGGAGGUUCAGAAGAUGAGGUUUGAGGUGUUUGACAUUGACAACGCCACGGCCACGCUGGAUGAUGAUGACUUCCUGGGAUACAUGGAGUGUACCUUAGGACAGGUUGUGUCUAACAAGACGUACACCCAACCCCUACUGCUGAAGGAAGGCAAGAGAGCAGGCAAGGGCUCCAUCACUGUGACUGCAGAGGAACUGGCUGGAACCAGUGAACAUGUUCAUCUCACGUUUUUCGCACGCAAGUUGGACAACAAGGACUUCUUCAGCAAGUCAGACCCCUAUCUGGAGAUCUACAGGUGUGACUAUGCCUCUCAACAGAUGGUCUACAGAACAGAGGUCGUCAAAAACAACUUGAACCCAAAGUGGAAGCCCUUCAAGGUCAACAUGCAGACACUCUGUGACCGAGAUUUUGACAAGAAACUUUUGUUUAAGUGCUAUGACUGGGACAGUGACGGCAGUCAUGACUUCAUUGGACAGUUUGAGACAACCUACAGGCAGAUGUCACAAGCUGUGGGCUCACCGGUGGAGUAUCCUUGUAUCAACCCCAAGAAGGCCAAGAAGAAAAGUUACAAGAACUCUGGAGUCAUCACUCUGCAGUCCCUGAAAGUUGUGAAGGAGUACUCAUUCCUGGACUACAUCAUGGCAGGAUGUCAAAUCAACUUCACUGUUGGUGUAGAUUUCACCGCAUCCAACGGGGACCCGCGACAGACCACUUCCCUCCACUACAUCAACCCCUACGCCCCCAAUGAAUACACCAAAGCACUGAUAGCUGUGGGAGAGGUUGUACAAGACUAUGACAGUGACAAGCUGUUCCCUGCACUAGGAUUUGGAGCAAAAAUUCCACCCCAUUUCCAGGUGUCCCACGAGUUCCCUCUCAACUUUAAUGUACAAAAUCCCUUCUGUGCUGGUGUGCAGGGCAUUGUGGAGGCGUACCAGAAUGCUUUGCGGCAGGUGCAGCUGUACGGCCCCACCAACAUCGCCCCCAUCAUCAAACAUGUGGCCAGGUUCGCUCAGGCGGAACAGCAGAAAGGAGGAGGAGCACAGAACUACUAUGUGCUGCUGCUGCUGACAGACGGGGUGAUCACAGACAUGGCGGACACGCGGGAGGCCAUCGUACGCGCCUCGCACCUGCCCAUGUCCAUUAUCAUCGUGGGGGUGGGCGACGCCGACUUCACUGACAUGGAGGUCCUGGACGGCGAUGACGGGCUGCUGAAGUCACCGCGGGGAGAGCCGGUCAAGAGGGACAUCGUCCAGUUUGUGCCAUUCAGGCAGUUCAAAACUGCUGCCCCCUCUGCUCUGUCUCGCUGUGUGCUGGCCGAGUUACCGACCCAAGUCUCCGGAUACUUUAACACCUUCGGGAUCGCCCCCCUCCCCACAGAGCCACCACCUGCCUACCCUGGUCCAUCCCAGUAAAAAAAAAAACAUCCAUGCUGUGUCGCAAAGUUUUUUCUGAUGUGUAGUUACAGUUAAGUGUCCACUCAAGGGGCCAUAAUAGAUUUGGUCACAAUAUACAUUGUCUUGUGGCAGCAUGUCGGUAGAUUGUACUACGCCUGCACGAAACUCAGAUUUUUCACAGCUUUCGGUGGAUGUUUGGUCACUGUUGCAUCAGAAUUUUGCCUGUUGCAGAGGAUACCUUUUCCGACAUACCGGUAACAUCUGGAAACUACAGAUGGGAUAUCUGUAGAUGGUCUGCCAAAGUGCUAUGCACACUACAUUAUGGUUAUCGCACAGGUGCAGUACAUUCUGCUGACAUGCUUAUUAUGGCCAAUUUUAAUUAGGCAAAGCAUGGCUACAAUGACCAGCUGGCUAAAAUGCAGAGGUGGCCAAUAUAAUGAUAUCUGUUUAACUAGUUAAACUGUUAUUCUGAUGUACGGCUUUGGUAUUGUUUUACUACCCAGUACUAUGUUUGCUUUUUCUUCACUGAGCAAAUACAACCUUCAGUGAUUAUUGACCAUAUUAUAGUGAUGAGAUUUGAUAGCACCAUGGAGUUAAGAUACAUUUUAUUUUAACUCCAUGAUAGCACUGAAAGUUGACUUUUCCCACUUGUUGGAUUGGGAGUAUCAACAGUUUGAAAAUGAUUUGGAAUAAGGUACUGUAUACCAAGGACAUUAUAUAGAGAGGUCCUUGUGUAUUAUAUAACCUUGAAAUAUUCAUGGUGGUUUUCUUUUUUACCUUCUUUGUGGUGACUCUCCACUGCAAAAUUAUGACACUGUGAAUAUGAGUUUAUGUGCCCAAGGAAAUGUGCCACAGCAUAUUGUUUUGACAAUGAAUUGAAUUUAAAACACUGCGAAAACAACGUCCUUCAAAGAAAUCUAAUCCAUGCCAAAAAAAAGUACUGUUCAUGUUGCAAGAUGUUAUUCAGGGCUUCAGUGAAAACAGACAACACUUGCCUUUGAGAGUGUUACCAAAGCCUUACAUGUACAUUUUGUGUAAACUGUCGAGCUCCAAAACAUCUUUUGAAUUAGCGGCUUGUUUGACCUACAAUGUAUACGCUAAAAGUUUGUAUAAUCCUACCCAGAAAGGCAAAUUGUCUUUUUGUUUUCUUGUCUUGAAAAUCUUUAUUCUCCAUGAGUUGUAUUCUUUGUUUAUUGUGCAAAUAGAUAAACACUGUACUACAGAUAUCUAUGGAAAAAACAUCAAUAUCUUUUGAUAUCCCAUAAAACAGAAGUCUUAGAUUAUUU
Molecule: messenger RNA, 3151 nt
Organism: Branchiostoma belcheri (Belcher's lancelet)
Lineage: Eukaryota; Metazoa; Chordata; Leptocardii; Amphioxiformes; Branchiostomatidae
Product: copine-4-like
Exons: 16
Coding region: 246-1883 (545 amino acids)
Biological process (GO): cellular response to calcium ion
Cellular component (GO): plasma membrane
Molecular function (GO): calcium-dependent phospholipid binding
Source: RefSeq, a predicted model, not a curated record